AUGGACCUUAGCAGAGGAAGCAGUGUAUACUCUACCGAUCCUAGUCGCAAGCCGACAUACCUCAACUACCGAAUCAGUCUGGAGAGCAACAGUCGACCAGGAUCUUCGAUGGCAUCCAAUACCGCCAAGGAGUACGUCGAAUCGAUAAGCUCCCUGUCUUCUCAAGCAACCGGUGCGACUGGCCCACAAGCACUCACGCCUAUCCCGCAAUCACCAAACCAUUCACGGCAAGGCAGCUAUCGCCCGUCAUACAUGAAUCAUGCCAACGGCGCGUCGUCGGUAUCACUAUCGAGUCAACCGAAGGAUAUCCCAAGGAAAGACGUUCCCACCACAUCACUAGUGGAUGCCGUUGACCUAAAGUCUGCUCCCUACAGGUCGUCUGGUCUGCUGUUGCUCUUCUUCGCAAGUGAGAUACAUCGCAAGACUAUGUACUACGUCGAGAUCCUCAUCAAGCAGAAGCGAUACUCUGGAGUCGCUAUAAUUGGGAGUCACGAGCAUGAAAGCCCUCUGAAGCAGUUAAAAAUGGAUUUAUACGGCUUGGUCGGAAAGCUGGGCAGAGAGAUGGCCGUGCAAAUGUACACUCUUUCUGCGCCAAGUGAGAGCGAAGUUUUUGCUGUUGUGGACCGGGCCAUGAAGAGCGACGGCAAUGUGAGAAGCGUGCUUUGCGGCGUGGCGCACGAGAACGCAAGCGUAAGCGCAAAGGAUAUUGUUGAAAUUCCCGGCGGUGUCCUUGCAGACUCAUGGCAACGCAGCGUUGGGUACUUGCACGCUGUCGCAAGGACAACGAUACCGAUUCUGGCAGACCAACCGUCGCGCUCUGAACCGGGUUCUUUCUUCGUUCUCACCCCGGAAGACGCUGCCUCGCCCGUCGCACGGGUUAAUCAGGUCGCUUGCGACGAAACGUCACCGUGGAUCAUGCUGAACGAGCUCUAUUCCCCGAGCCGGAGCCCGAGGCGAUAG
This is a messenger RNA of Baudoinia panamericana UAMH 10762, 960 nucleotides long. RefSeq lists its product as uncharacterized. The transcript is spliced from 2 exons. NCBI's taxonomy places the organism in Eukaryota, Fungi, Ascomycota, Dothideomycetes, Mycosphaerellales, Teratosphaeriaceae. The coding region runs from base 1 to 960 and encodes 319 amino acids. The record is from RefSeq and is a predicted model, not a curated record.